Molecule: messenger RNA, 1281 nt
Organism: Plasmopara halstedii
Lineage: Eukaryota; Oomycota; Peronosporomycetes; Peronosporales; Peronosporaceae
Exons: 1
Coding region: 1-1281 (426 amino acids)
Source: RefSeq, a predicted model, not a curated record
AUGUCCUUAAAUGAAGACGCUCGUCGUCUUGAGCUCUGCGCAGACGAUCUUCGUGAGUUAGGCGCAUCCAUCGAGUCAUGCCUUUUCCGCACUCCUUCAAAGCAUGCAAUAUUUUCCUUACAAGCUUCUACUUCUUCAUCUACGCAUAGUAAACCCGUUUCGACAUCACCAUUGAACUCGACCCGAUCGCUGUAUUCACUGGUGUCUAGCACGGCUUAUGCAGCCAAAAAAAAUGCAUCUCAGCUUCACGAUACAUGGCAAUCAACACUGGAUCGACUAGCACUGGAAACUGCUCGAAAUAAUGGUUCUAACGAGACUAUUGAGCGCUGUGAUCGCUUAAAGCGACGAUUUGAAGCGCUGUCCGACACUGUUCAGCUUUAUCAAGACAAAAUACGUAAGACUGGUGACGAGGUGACUCUGCAGAAUCAAGUCGAAAGUCAGCUGGCACAGGAGGAGACGGCCUGGGAACAGCAGAUGCAGACGCGAGAGCAGCGCGUCGCUGAACUUGAAGUUGAAUUGCAAGCUUUAAAGGAAGAUAAUGCCGUUAAUGAGACCGAUAUGGAACCAAGUUCUCAUUUAAUGCAAGACGAUGCAGAAGAGGAACAGGAGAUGCAGUCGGAGAUAGUUGAGUUACAGGAGGCUGUAGCUCUUCGCGUUGAAGAGAAAAGAGACAUUGAGGCAGCAAUUGACUCAUUACAACGAAAGAAGGCGCGACGUCAGGCAACUAAAGCUGAUCUUAAGCGAAAACAAGACAAAGAGAAUGUGGAGUUCAAGCUAGAUGCUGCAACUGCGGCUAGAGAACAGGUUUUGAGAGAACUUCGCGAGGAAAAAGAGACUUUAAAAGGAGAAAUUAUAGCUGCAGAAGAAACAGAAGAAAAACUAGAAGAAAACGUUCAAGACUUGCCAAUAUUAAAGGAGGAGUUGGCUAAAAUCAAGAAAGAGAAAGCGGAGGUGCAGUCGCGAGUAGAUUCGCUUCGAUUAGAGCUUGCACGUCGUAAACGAAAGAUGAGACAUAUGGUGGACGUUCAACUCUUAACAGCUCGAGAUACGAACCCACCAACAAUUCGGGAAGAGGCAGUAUUGCUUCAUUUGCUGUAUCAACACGAAGGCGAGAUGGGAGUGAACGAACUUAAGAACAAAGCGGGUAUUGUGCUCAACGACCAUGGCAAACCAAAUGGAAAUGGUCUUGUUAUUCGUGCACUGUAUUCGCUAGUUGCGAAUGGUCUAGUACAGAUAGAUCGGUCGUACGGAAAUGGUCUUGUCACGUCGCUUUUGGUCUAG